Molecule: messenger RNA, 1286 nt
Organism: Pristis pectinata (smalltooth sawfish)
Lineage: Eukaryota; Metazoa; Chordata; Chondrichthyes; Rhinopristiformes; Pristidae
Gene: pbk
Product: PDZ binding kinase
Exons: 8
Coding region: 104-1072 (322 amino acids)
Biological process (GO): protein phosphorylation
Molecular function (GO): ATP binding; protein serine/threonine kinase activity
Source: RefSeq, a predicted model, not a curated record
GCACAUUCCCGUGGUGCACCGGGGCCUUCAAACUGUGAGCGGCGGGCGCUUGAGCGGUGGUGUCUCAAAGGUAUACAAAUCACUUUGGUGGGGAAUAGCAAGUAUGGAUAAAGAUUGCCCUUUCAAAUCUCCUUGCCAGCAGGAAAGUAAGAAGUCCCAGUCAGGUUCUAGUAAUGAGAAUCGCAUUUCUCUGGUCAUUCCUGCCUCUCCCUUCAUGAAGAAGCUGGGCUAUGGCACUGGAGUUAAUGUUUAUCUCAUGAAAAGAUCCCCCACGGGCAAAUCAAAUUCUCCAUGGGCUGUGAAAAAGAUUAAUGCCAAGUGUAAUGUGAAGCAGAAAAGUGUUUACCUGAAGAGACUUCAGGAAGAAGCCAGACGCCUAAAAGAUCUUGAGCAUCCUAAUAUUGUUGGAUACCGAGCUUUUACUAAAGCAAAUGAUGGGACACCAUGUCUGGCUAUGGAGUUUGGAGGAGAGAAGUCUCUGAAUGAUCUGAUAGAAGAAAGGAGUGAAAGUGGCAAAGGACCUUUUCCUGCUUCUACCAUCCUCAAAGUAGCUUUGCACGUGGCUUAUGGAUUGAAGUACCUGCACAAUGAGAAGAGAUUGUUACAUGGAGAUAUCAAAUCUUACAAUAUAGUCAUUAAAGAAGACUUUGAGACUAUCAAGAUCUGUGAUGUAGGUGUUUCACUUGAAUUGGAUGAGAACAUGCAAGUGAGUGAUCCAACUGCAACAUACAUUGGGACUGAGCCAUGGAAGCCAAGAGAGGCUCUGGAAGAAAAUCAUUCAAUUACAGACAAGUCAGACAUUUUUGCGUAUGGCCUUACCUUGUGGGAAAUGAUGACCCUUUCUAUGCCUCAUGUAAAUUUUUCUGAAGACUCUUUUAGUGAAGAAAGUUUCGAUGAGGAUGCUUAUUAUGCAGCUUUGGGAACACGACCUGCACUCAACAUGGAGGAACUAGAUGAUUCCUACAAGGAGGUUAUUGAACUGUUUCUGGUCUGCACAAAUGAAGACCCUCAAAAACGUCCCUCUGCUGCACAGAUAGUGGAAGAAUUGGAGGAAAUAAUCAAAAAGAAAUGAUUUAUUUUCAAUGUCCUUUUCUCAAACUCAUUUUGGAUUUUGAAUUAUCCAGCUUUGAAAUCUGUAACUUACUACUCAUUCCCUUUAUGUAAUUUUAUUCUCAUUUGCACUCUUCCUCUUGGUACUGUCUUGCUGUUUGGUAUUAUAGAUUCCAGUGUAUGCUUUUGAAAUCUAACUUGUAUGCUACUAUAAUAAAAUCUUAAUUAUCCAUUUA